ACCAAGCAACAAAAUACAUCAUGGCGGACCAAGAAGACAGACCACCUUCAGCAGAUGAAUCGAAGCCCACUGUUGGGGAUGUUGUUCAGGAUGUUACAGUGAAAGCAUUACAGGAAAUUGAUACAGGUGAUAUGGAAGCAGAACAAAAUCCUUCAGGACAAGCCUCGGGUCAAGUUGAUGACUCCCAGACCACGGAUCCACCCCAAGGUGACAACUGGGCACAAGAAGAUGAGGCUACAUUGGUGCCUGCAAUCCAGCCCAAUGUAAACAACAUCCUCAACCGGCCAUUCACUGACAAUGAUGCCAUGGAGGAGUAUGAUGAUGAAGAGGAGGAUGAAGUUGUUGAGGAAGAGGAACCAAGUGAUGAGGAUAGUGAUGGGGAAUCAGAGAUGGUGGUCUUGGAUCCUGACCAUCCAUUGAUGAGACGAUUCCAGAAAGCUUUGAAUGAUCAUCUCAUCAAACAAGAGGAGAAAGUCACACUUGAACUCAGAGAAUUGACUGAAGGCCUGAGGACAAAGCAGAAAGUUCGUGAAGACCUUGGUGUGGAGCUGUAUGGUGUACAGCAAGAACUGGCUCGUCAUCAGAUGAUCUUAGAGAAGAACCACGAUGAAUUUGCAGCAAUUCAACAAGCACGAGAUCAAACUGAAGCUGAGCUGGAAGAAAUGAGACGUCUUUAUAAAAGUCAACAGCUGAAUGUUAACAAGGAGAGAAAGAAAGGUGCUGAGCUGCAACAAGAAGUAGAAAACUUGGCCUUGCGUCUGUUCUACAUGGACAAUGCCAAAGAAGAUGUCAGAUCAGACAUUGCCGUAAUGCGUCGUGCAGCAGAGAAGGCUGAUGUUGAAGUUGAGAAAGCUGAAGUUGAAAAACAGAAGCAGGACUUGCUAGUAGACAGACUGGUUGAGGGAGCUGAUAAACUUAAAGAAGAUAUUGCCAUGUUUGAAGCACAGAUAUCUGCCCAAGGUGAUGAAACAAAGGCUGCCAAGGAAGCUCUAACUGAGGCCAAUAUGGAGAUAGAAUCCAUCAAUCUAGAGAAGAAACAACUGUUCCAGCAGUGGAGCAGCAGUCUUAUUGGUAUGAGGAGACGAGAUGAAGCUCAUGCUGCUAUGUUGGAGGCUCUGAACCAGCAACAACAGAGGAUCAUGUCCCUAGAGACAGAGAUAGAUGGCUACAAACGUUCCAUUCAGAAAGAACAAGAGCAGAAUGAGAAGCUGACUCUCAUCUUAAACAAGACUGAGGUUGACAUAGCAACUGUGCGCAAACUCAUGUCUAUUUGUCAAGCCAAGCAGGAAGCUCUGAAGAGUGAAUAUGCGACAUUUACAAGGAUGUUACAUGAGACUGAACAGGCACUUAAUAGAGCGAAUACAGACAAAACUCUCAAGUUGAAUGAACUGACAGCCCUGAGGAAGCAGAUAGAGAGGGAACAUCUACAGAAGAUCCAACUGGAGGAUGAUAUCAUGGAAAAGAUAAGGUCUGAGCUGACCAUGGAUAAAGCUGCACAGUACACAGAUAAACUCACUGGCAAGCUGAGGAACCUGACCAAAGAUUUGGAAUCACAAAUGGCUUCUGUUGAAAACGAGAUUGCCCGAAGCUCUCUUGAAGUGUCAAACACAAAGACACGUAUUGAUAGACUGAAUAUAAUACUGGAAGGCCUUGAUGAUGAGAUACGUAGCAAAAAUGAAAUCAUUACAAAGAGUGAGAACGAGAUCGUACGUCAGAAUGCAAUAAUUGAGAGGAAGCAGGGUGUGAUUGAUCAGUACAACAAGAAGCUGGAACAAAUGAUCAGCAGUGCUGGGGGAGUAGAACUGGGUCCCCUAGAGAUCCAGAUUAACUCACUAGCCAAGUCUAUUGAGGCCCAGCAACAGGAAAUCACAGAACUACAACAGAGGUGGCUGAGAGAGCAGAGUGAACUGGUUAGUCUCUCAAAGGAAAGGGAGUCUAAGUCAAAGGAGGUGGAGACAAUGAAGAAACAACUCACCAUUUUAUCCCAGAAGAAACUACGAACUGAAAAUGAUAUUGAUAUGGAAAAGACUGAAACUGGUGAAAUUGAACGUAAUGUGCGCAACAUGCAAAAUGACAUGCUAAAGUUGAACCAGAUGCUACACAAGGAGAAGGGCACCAAGUAUGAGUUACAGCAAGGGAAUAUUCUCAUGGAAAAUGAUUUCAUAAAUAACCUAAGGGAGGCUGAGCUUCAGUCCAUACAAAUGCAGGCCAACCUGGAGUCUCUAAAGGAAGAAAAGGAGAGACUGUUGAAUAGCUUAGUUGAAGCAGAGCGACAGAUAAUGUUGUGGGAGAAAAAGACACAACUGGCCAAGGAGACAAGGGCAGCUGUAGACUCGGAGAUAGGCCAGGGUGAGGUGCGGGCAAUGAAGGCCGAGAUUCAUCGAAUGCAGGUCCGCUUUGGACAACUGAUGAAACAGCAAGAGAGAAUGAUACAAGAGAUGGAGAAAGCUGUAUCUAGACGUGACACCAUUGUUACACGUGGUGAUGCACAAUCUAAGAUGAACAAGAAGAUCAUGACAAAGGGAACUUUCCAGAGACAAAUGGCAGAAACAAAGAAGAAAAUUAAACGAACAAUUGAAGAUGCCAACAGCUGUGACAGUGAGAUCAAGGAGCUGAGGGAACAUCAGCAGAUACUGAGUGGUCAGCUAGAGGAGAGACAAGUGAAUGUGCAGCAAUUACAGGGCAGCACAGACACCUUAGAUGGCGACAUUGACAGACUCAUGGAGCAGAAAACUAAGAACAUGAUGGAUCUAGUGAACCGUCAGCAAAGAGCCAAAUGGUACCAACAAGUGAAAGAAGGUCGCUAUACAAGAAUAUGUAAAUCAGACAAUGCAUUAGAUGCUGAACUUGAGAAACAAGUGAACAGAAUGCAGGCAUUGAGUGCCAUUGUGGACAGAUUAAAUCAGGAGUUCCCCCAUGCACAGCCAACAUUACGGAAAGUUACUUUGCAUUUAGCCACGAAAACAGCAAUUGAUGAGGAAGCAUAGACACCUUCUAUUUCAAUCAAAUGAAUAUUACAUAUAAACACAUCUUGCGAAGAAGUCUGAGCUAUCUGAUUUUGUUAAAUUACCUCCUGGGCUAAUCUUCUAAUAUAAGUACUUUUGUGACCAUUUUAAAAUGUAUUUAAACAUUUUAAUUGUAAAUAUCAAAUGUACAUAUUGAACACUUGUAAAACUACAUAUGUGUUGCGUAUAUAAUAUGGAAGACAACAUGGAAUAAUGAUUGUACUCCAAUUUGAAUUAUACAUGUAAAUAAAAAUUAAAAAGUAUAAAAAC
Messenger RNA from Owenia fusiformis, 3275 nucleotides. NCBI's taxonomy places the organism in Eukaryota, Metazoa, Annelida, Polychaeta, Sabellida, Oweniidae. The record is from the annotation of a GenBank genome assembly.